AUGUCGAAACUUGAGCAGACGACAUUUAAACCACUUGUGAUAGGCGAGGACAGGCAGACUGGGGUCAUAACUCCACAGUCGUUUGAAUUCGCAGCUCGACUCUCUCUCUCUCUCUCUCUCUCUCUCUCUCUCAUCGGUUAUGGUUUAUUUUUCUUUUUUCUCUUUUCUUUAUCCAAUCAAUUUUCACUGUGCCCUCAUGCUUCUCCCGCCUUUACUUUUCAUUGCUUUUCCGAUUUUCUCUCCAAUUCUCUAACAUUCUCUCUAUUUCUCUCUAUUUCUCUCUCUUCAUUCUCUUUCUCUUUUUUCUCUCUCUCUCACUUUCUCAUACAUAUAAAGAUAUUUUCUUUUCUUCAUUUCAAACUUGAAUUCUACUCUUUUGUCUCCUACUUUUACUUGUUUCUCUUUCUUCUCCUCUUUUUAUCAUUAUUCUUUCACUCAAUUUCUUUGCUUUUUUUUUCUUUUUCAUUGUCUCUUUUUCAUCUCUAUUCCUCUUUCAUUUUUCUGUCUCUCUAUUUUAUCCUUUUUCUUUUUCUCGUCUGCAUUUUUCUCAUUUUUAUUAAUUUUCCUCUACUUUUUCUCCAUUUUGGUUUUCUUUUCCGCUUCUUUUUCUUUUUUCUCCGUUUUUUGUUCUUAAACUACCAUUCUUUUCUUUCGACUGCAUUUCUCUUUCUAUCCAUUCUUUUUGGUUUUAUUCUGAUGCUUUUAAUAUAUUUCGUUCUUAUUCCCUUUCGCUCCCUCACUCCGCUCACUAUCUAUCUAUCUAUCUAUCUAUCUAUCUAUCUAUCUAUCUAUCUCAUUUUGCUUCUUUUAAUCCAUACACAUACUUUUAAUCUCUGUAUAUUUUCUGCUUGUUUAUCUCUGAAAGUUUUCUCUUAG
Acanthosepion pharaonis is the source of this 876-nucleotide messenger RNA. NCBI's taxonomy places the organism in Eukaryota, Metazoa, Mollusca, Cephalopoda, Sepiida, Sepiidae. The record is from the annotation of a GenBank genome assembly.